Molecule: messenger RNA, 469 nt
Organism: Cricetulus griseus (Chinese hamster)
Lineage: Eukaryota; Metazoa; Chordata; Mammalia; Rodentia; Cricetidae
Source: RefSeq, a predicted model, not a curated record
GCAAAGCUAACAAGAAUGUCCAAUGGGAUGAGGACAUUGUGGAGUACAUGCCCACCAACCCGGUGAGAAUCGCCUUUGUCCUGGUGGUCCAUGGCCGUGCAUCUCGACAACUACAGCGCAUGUUCAAGGCCAUCUAUCACAAAGACCAUUUCUACUACAUCCAUGUGGAUAAGCGUUCCAAUUACUUGCAUCGGCAAGUACUCCAGUUCUCCAGGCAGUACGACAAUGUCCGAGUCACCUCCUGGAGAAUGGCCACCAUCUGGGGCGGGGCCAGCCUCCUGUCCACCUACCUGCAGAGCAUGCGGGAUCUCCUGGAGAUGACUGACUGGCCCUGGGACUUCUUCAUUAACCUCAGCGCUGCUGACUACCCCAUCAGGACAAAUGACCAGCUGGUGGCAUUUCUCUCCCGAUACCGAGAUAUGAAUUUCCUGAAGUCGCAUGGCCGGGACAAUGCAAGGUGAUACACUGG